UUUUGUGCCCGCCCCCUUGGCUUCCUGUCGGGAAUACUCUGGCAAUUCAGUAGCAAUGGCGGCGGCGAUGGCGGUUUCUCACAGACUCCGCGACCUGCUAAUGUGGCGACUGACAGCCCCCACCCACCUGGGUCUCAACCUUAGUCUUCGCCCCAUGAGCGCUUCUGCACAAAAUGAGGUCUCCAGAGCAGCCCCCAGUGAAGCCCCAGACCACAAGUAUGAGUCCCUUCGGGUGACAGCAGCCCAGAAACACGUUCUGCAUGUACAGCUAAACCGGCCAGAGAAGAGGAAUGCCAUGAACAAGGCUUUCUGGAGAGAGAUGGUGGAGUGCUUCAACAAGAUAGCGGAAGAUCCUGACUGUCGGGCUGUGGUGAUCUCUGGUGCAGGAAAAACGUUCACUGCAGGUAUUGACCUCAUGGACAUGGCUUCAGACCUCCUUCAACCCCAAGGAGAUGAUGCAUCCCGCAUCAGCUGGUACCUCCGUGGCCUCAUCGCCAAAUACCAAGAGACAUUCAGCGUCAUUGAGAAGUGCCCUAAGCCUGUAAUCGCCGCCAUCCACGGGGGCUGCAUUGGUGGAGGUGUGGACCUCAUCACCGCCUGUGACAUCCGGUACUGUGCCCAGGAUGCUUUCUUCCAGGUGAAGGAGGUGGAUAUAGGUCUGGCGGCUGAUGUGGGAACACUGCAGCGUCUGCCCAGAGUCAUCGGGAACCAGAGCCUGGUCAAUGAGCUGGCCUUCACCGCUCGCAAGAUGAUGGCUGACGAAGCUCUGGACAGUGGGCUGGUCAGCCGGAUGUUCCCAGACAAGGAAGUCAUGCUUGACGCGGCCUUCACCCUGGCGGCUGAGAUUUCCACCAAGAGCCCCGUGGCAGUUCAGGGCACCAAAAUCAACCUGCUCUACUCCCGCGACCAUUCAGUGGCUGAGGGCCUUAACUACAUGACUUCCUGGAACAUGAGCAUGCUGCAAACCCAGGACAUCGUUAAGUCUGUCCAGGCCGCAAUGGAGAAGAAGGAACUGAAGAGUGUUACCUUCUCCAAGCUCUGAGAGCCCCCACGUCCUAGGCCCUGGCCUGGGGUCUGGCCUUGUCCCACCUUGUGCCUGUGCUUCCUCAUCUACAGAGAGAGGAUUAGUGAAGAUAGUCACCUCGCUGCUUCUCACGCAGUCUACCAGUUCAUAACUUUAUGACACUGAUUUCUUCAUGCCCAGGGCCUUAUGUUUGCCCCAUGAACAAUAAAGCUAUGUCAAGAA
Hipposideros armiger (great roundleaf bat) is the source of this 1246-nucleotide messenger RNA. RefSeq names its product enoyl-CoA hydratase 1 (gene ECH1). Gene Ontology annotation, molecular function: delta(3,5)-delta(2,4)-dienoyl-CoA isomerase activity. The record is from RefSeq and is a predicted model, not a curated record. The transcript has 10 exons. NCBI's taxonomy places the organism in Eukaryota, Metazoa, Chordata, Mammalia, Chiroptera, Hipposideridae. Bases 56 to 1042 code for a protein of 328 amino acids. Gene Ontology annotation, cellular component: mitochondrion.